UGCCUGUGUUUAGUUUCACUUCCGCGCUCGGUUAUUUCCUCGUCCGCUAACGACCAGUGUGUGACAGUCUGCAUGGCGGUGAAUGGGGGUUGCUAACAGAACAAAUAUUCAUUUAUAACCACUUAAUUCAUUCCAAAUAUAUCGCCACCUAAAUAACUACUUGCAUGACCAAAGAGGAGACCGAUCGAUGACGUUUCACGGCUGCUGAAGACCACGUCAAGGAAGCUAGCUUUGAGCAGACUUGGCAUAGUUUUUAAUUGGUGACCAUUGGUAAUAACUUAAACACAGUUUGGCUUUCAAUCUACGAGAAUCCAUGAAGGUGUCAUGUGGACCCAACAGUGUGCCUGUCCUCAUUUGGACAUUGGCAGCUUCCCUGGUCCUUUGCAGUGGGCUGGCCGCUACUGAAAACAAUAAGAAAUGUCUACUGCUGUUUGAGUCUUUGUCAGAGCGAAAAGUCCUUAGCAGGCUGGAGCCACUGACCGGAAAAAACUUCACGACAGUCGACAAGAACUACACGUAUGUGUUCCAGCUCUGUGGUGACGCGGAUGGCGUCAAAGGGGCUGGGGUCAUUCAGAAAGAAACCGGAGUAAAGAAACCGACAAUCGUCGGGAGGUACAACUCGACUAAGGCUUAUGGAGGAAGUGACUGGGUAAUGCUUGUCUACGAAAAUGGGGAGGGGUACGACAGCCAUUGCUCAAACGUUGGGAGACGAGCUAUUGUGAUGAUCUCCUGUGACAGGAAGGCGGACAAAGCCCAGCUGACCAUGAUCGAAGAAGACUUGGUGCGGAAGGAGUGUUACUACCUGUUUGAGCUGGAUUCCAGCAAGCUGUGCCCGGUGGUACUAUCCCAUAUCAGCACCGGUACCAUUAUAAUAAUCAUUGGGAUCAGUCUGCUGGCAGCGUACCUCAUCGGAGGGUUCCUGUACCAGCGCCUGGUGGUCGGAGCCAAGGGCAUGGAGCAGUUCCCCAACAUUGCCUUCUGGCAGGAGUUUGGAAACCUCACAGCGGACGGAUGUGACUUUGUGUGCCGAUCACGGCCGCGAGAGGAGGUGCCCACCUACCGGGGUGGGGCCACAGAGCCCCUGGACGAGGAGGAGCAGGAGGAGAGAGACGACCACCUGCUGCCGAUGUGAUCCUAGUCAGAAGCAGAGACACGUUUCCCCCCCGCAUUCUUGUUUUGUUUACCAUUUCAGAGGUUAGAUGAAACUGCUGCCCCUCCGUCAGCUUGUAGGUCUGGGGUUUUUCACUUCUAAAGCUUCCCAUCUGUGCCUGAAUGCAACAUUUAUCUGAUCUAUAAGUUGUUGGACUGGAAGGCAGAAAGAGCUGUUACUUCAUUGGUAAUAAUCCAUGCACUUCAUACUGGUAGAUUAGUUGACAUUAGUUUGAGGAUAACCCAUAUAUUUUUCCAUAUAAAUGGGAAUCUUAGGGUCUGGCAGACAGCAGAACACCAUCCUAUACUUUUUGCUAUUAGCUGCCAUUGAGGUUGCAGCUAUUUGUGUACACUGGAAACUGAACUGGAAACGUUUUGCAAAAACCAAAACUUCCAUGUGCAUUAUGCUUCAUGCCACUAAUAUUGAAUGUUACUAGUCAGAAUAGGUUUAUAUAUGUAUUAUGCUGGCAGUGGGAUUUAAUUAAGAAUUUCAAUAUUUAUAUGAAAUACUCAAGCUUUAUCAACAGUAUGUAGCUAGUAUUUUCCUAAAGAUGUACAAAUAUACCAAAAUUCUUUCCCAUGUUUGACAUAAAAUAUGAUAUUCAGUAAUGAUAUUCAGAAAUGUAUUGUUUGGUUCACCCCCGUUUAUAGACCCAACUUUUUCCUAGUCUAGACAUUUCAAUUGUUUCAGCUCUCUUGCAUUGAGGUGGCUGCAAAUGCCUCUGCAAAACCGUCAGACACACCAUAUAGUUAGAUAGUUGUAGAUGGCACUGAACAUAAUUUGUACAUGUAGGAUGCAUACUUUGCCUUCACCAAAUUUUUACUACUGGUCCUUAUCUGGCAUAAUUUGCAGUGUACAAAUAUGGGUGCGGUCCUAACUAGAGACCCUUUGGAGUGAAUUAGUCUUGGUACGAAUUAGUCUUGGUACGAAUUAGUCUUGGUACUGAGUCAAACUGAAAACAGCUAGUGAUGAGUUGACAUUAAUGCUGUGAUUGAUUUGUAGAAACUGGGCGUUGACUUGAAUUCAGUUAUGUUGGGAGUUACUUAUUUUCUGUGUGCGUGCACUGUACAAACACUAUUGAAAAAGACUUGUUUUCUGGCUUUUGCUAUUAAAACAAAUAAUUUCAGUAUA
Molecule: messenger RNA, 2281 nt
Organism: Gadus macrocephalus (Pacific cod)
Lineage: Eukaryota; Metazoa; Chordata; Actinopteri; Gadiformes; Gadidae
Gene: m6pr
Product: mannose-6-phosphate receptor (cation dependent)
Exons: 7
Coding region: 314-1132 (272 amino acids)
Biological process (GO): protein targeting to lysosome
Cellular component (GO): endosome; trans-Golgi network; Golgi apparatus
Molecular function (GO): protein domain specific binding
Source: RefSeq, a predicted model, not a curated record